AUGAACCUUGAAGAAAAACUAGACAUUGUUGAGGCAGCGGUGGAAUAUAUGGAUAUGACCAGUAACUUUGAAAGAGUAAAAUUACAGUGUUUGCACUACAACAGGAUGGGAAAAGAAAUGUUUCUGUACACAUUUAAAAUCCUAGUCAAUCUCGGUGAUGUCUGUGAAUUAAAUGCUAACCUUGGGAAUUGUAUACUUUCUACACCAGCAAUUGCCACCAGCCUUUUUCAGGAGGUAAUUUUCCAGAUGAUACAGCUGCUGUCCCUGUUACAAGAAGAUGUCACAUUGUCCCAGAUCUGUGUCAUACUGAGGCUGACUUCACUACCAAGCAUUCCUCAGCUGUAUGAAGUGGAGCAUGCUAAUCAGCUCAGUAUGUUCUUCAACAAAACAGUGUUUGUACAUCUGACAGGUAUUAUCCUGGGUGUGACAGCCACAUCUAAGUAUACACAAAGUACACGGUACACUUGUUAUGAUGAGGAGUGUGAGGGCCAAACUGGCUAUCACUUCAUCCGUGUCCACAUGCCAGGAGCAUCUGAGGAACAAACAAUCAGGAGCGAUUUUAAAUGUACUUUCUGUUGGAAACCUCUGAAGGAAGUAAAGACUUGUCGCACAUUAGCAGACAGGGUAAUAGCAGAGGUUGUUCCCAACACUGUGUUCAGACAUCAAAACAGCAGUCUAUACAAGUUCCGUGAACAGGCAAUCCCCAUUUACAUCAGAGGUGAUCUGACAAAAGACGUGGAGAUUGGAGGGUGCUAUGAUAUAAUAGGACUCCUACAGAAAACUCAGCAGGCUGAGAAUGAUGUCAUCGCAAUAGAGGCUAAUAACAUGAAAAAGAUAAACAUUAUGGAAAUGUGUCCAGCUAUCAGAUCAGCAGGUCUUCCUGAUGUGAUCUACAAAUUAUAUCAAGACAGGAAGAACUCCCCAUGGAGCUUUGUACUGAGUCUGGCUUUUUUCUUUGGGGGAAAUGUCAGUCCUUGUGGUACAUACCUAAAACUGAAGAUGUCCCUGCUGCUCAGCCUGAUGUCUCUUCCUCCAACACACAAAGUCAAGUUCCCAUUCAGACCUUUGCAUGUACUGGCCAUUGGUCAAGACACAUCCAUUCUGAACCAGCUGAUGUCCUAUGCACAAUGCUUCUCCAACAGAACUUGUGUUUACACCUCUGUCAACCACCUUGCUGGCAAGGUGUCCAAAGACAAGUAUGCAAGCUCUCAGUACUUUGUGGAAGGUGGACCUCUUUUGUAUGGAAAAAAUGGAGUGUGCCAUCUUGGUGACAUGUGCCGGUUCAAGAAAAGCAUAUGUGAACAAAUACAAACAACUUUGAGUAAUGGGAAAGUAACAAUUGACAUAGCAAGCAAGUACACUGGAGGCUUACCUCAGAAGAUGGAGCAGGAAUUAGGAUGUCUAGUGUGGGCUUACACAGAUCCAGUCACGGACAAAAAACCUCAGCAUUUUGAUGACAUUUUCAUGGGUUGUGAGACAGGCAACAUGGCUAAACCGUUGUUGGAUGUUUUCAGUCUGCUCCAAUUUGUGGACAGCGGAGACAGUAUUACAAGGGAGGAGGUAGCAGUGAGGUGUGCUGACCAGCAUCUAUUGUCGUGCUUAAAAAUGGACACUUCAGGGCAGACCCAAUCUAGUGAACCUCCCAUCAGUGAUCAGGACUUCAAACAAUUCUUAUGGCUAGCAUAUGCAGGUCAGCCUACGACAAGUCCAGAAGCUGACAGCCUAAUCAACAAGUACUAUGUAGCUAGCAGGAAAGCCCGCUCCUCCAGUAGCUGUGUACCUAGCAUCCCGGUAACAGCACUUCAAACUAUUUGCAGUUUAGCUAUUGGUCACACCAAACUGAGUCUGCGGUCAGUAGUCACAGAAGAGGAUGCACUUAUGGCCAUCAAGCUUUAUGAAGAAUCAUUAACUGCAAGGUUUGGUUAUUCAGUUUUGAGUGUUCAGCCAUCUCCUCACAUACCAGUCAGUCAAACCACUGAUUUCCUUGGAUGCCAGAAUGAUAGACAAAUGAAAGAAUUCUACAAGACCCUAGUAUGCUUCUGUACAGCACAAUCUUGCGUAGAGGAGUGA
Ylistrum balloti is the source of this 2070-nucleotide messenger RNA. RefSeq names its product minichromosome maintenance domain-containing protein 2-like. Bases 1 to 2070 code for a protein of 689 amino acids. Lineage: Eukaryota; Metazoa; Mollusca; Bivalvia; Pectinida; Pectinidae. The transcript has 21 exons. The record is from RefSeq and is a predicted model, not a curated record. Gene Ontology annotation, biological process: double-strand break repair via break-induced replication. Gene Ontology annotation, molecular function: DNA binding; single-stranded DNA helicase activity; ATP binding.